Messenger RNA from Scatophagus argus, 3733 nucleotides. It is a transcript of the gene zic5, whose product is annotated as zic family member 5 (odd-paired homolog, Drosophila). Gene Ontology annotation, cellular component: nucleus. Gene Ontology annotation, molecular function: RNA polymerase II cis-regulatory region sequence-specific DNA binding; DNA-binding transcription factor activity, RNA polymerase II-specific. Bases 606 to 2087 code for a protein of 493 amino acids. NCBI's taxonomy places the organism in Eukaryota, Metazoa, Chordata, Actinopteri, Scatophagidae. The record is from RefSeq and is a predicted model, not a curated record. Gene Ontology annotation, biological process: central nervous system development; regulation of transcription by RNA polymerase II. The transcript has 2 exons.
UUACUGUUGUCUUCUUUACACAUCUGCACACUGGCCACAUCUCUUACGCCAGUUACAUACAUUACAUCCAUCCAGCAGCAGCGUGCUUUUUAAUGAUUUCUUCAAUGGCGUCAUCAAAUCAAUAGAGGGACACUUGGACAAACCAAAGCAGAGAUGAACUAAGCUGCAUUUAUCACAUAAAGUGACAUUUCGGUCAUCCACAUGCGCCGGCGUCAGUAAACAGAAAGCCACACAAACAGAUCUGCUGGUAACUUUGUGAGUACAACUUUUUGGAGUCAACAGCGAUAAAGAGAGUGAGGGGGCGGAACCCUGCUGAGCCCCUGCGCUGAACGACAGCCAAUCGCUUCGUUCUCCUAACUGCCAGUCACCAAAAUCCGUCCAAUACCCGCAGUGCCAUUUCUAAACUGUAUUCCCCACUGCGUCCUCCAACUGUUGUAUGUUCUGCCAAUCGCUUGAGGACAGAGUGGGAAAAGGAGCAAGCAGAGUUAGAAGCCGGACAAAAGAACUUAUAGAGCCCUUAUAUACAUAUUUUCCUAAUGUUUUAGAGAGCGUGGAGUGGUGAAAAAACAAUUGCGGUGAGUGCGGAUGGACUUGUUAGUGUAGUUAUGGAACCCCCUUUAAGCAAGAGGAAUCCGGCGAUAAGAUUAGCGGAUUUGGCAGCGACUCAACCCCUUCCUCAUCAGAAUAUGACAGGCUUCCCGGGGCUAGGGGGGCAUCACCCUCUCUCCCACCAUGCCCACCUCCACCCUGGGGAGCUGGGCAACGACCCCGGAGUGGCACUCACUCCAUUUGGACCAGAGCACAUGGCACAGACAAAUGCUCUCAAACUUAGCCCAUCUCAGCACAUUCAGAGCCAUCCCGAAGCCCAGACCGCGGCAUCUUUCACUUCUGCUCAGACCACAGUUGGUUUCCCCGUGGCUCACCCCCACUCAGGCUACUCAAGCAGCAGGGACUUCAUCCUCAGGAGAGAACUCUCAGCCUCUGCUAUGCAUGCACUUGGCGACCAGCAUAGUUCCGCCUCCUCCCCUCAUCACCAUGGCAUGUUCAUCUCCCCAACAGGUGCUUAUGGGCACACGGAAAGUGGGGCCCAUUCACUUUUCACUGGACUUCACGACCAGGCGUCCCCAGGUGCCCACCACCAUGCCCUCAAUGGGCAGAUGCGCUUGGGUAUACCGGGGGACAUCUACGGCAGGCCAGAGCACUUCGGGCACAGGCCAGAGCACUAUGGACCCUCUUCUCUCCACAGCUACAACUCCAUGAACCUCAAUGUGAACAUCGCUUCAGCUCCUCACGGAGCGGCGGGGGCGUUUUUAAGAUACAUGCGGCAGCCCAUAAAGCAAGAGCUAAUCUGCAAGUGGAUUGACCAGGAACAAAAUCAAAAAAAGCCGUGCUCCAAAACUUACAGCACCAUGCACGAACUGGUCAACCACGUCACCGUGGAGCAUGUCGGGGGACCGGAGCAGAGCACCCACGUCUGUUUUUGGGAGGAAUGUCCACGGGAAGGAAAGGCUUUCAAAGCGAAGUACAAACUGAUAAAUCACAUCCGAGUUCAUACGGGAGAAAAGCCCUUCCCGUGUCCUUUCCCGGGCUGUGGAAAAGUCUUCGCUCGAUCGGAAAAUUUAAAGAUUCACAAGAGGACUCACACAGGCGAGAAACCUUUCAAGUGCGAGUUUGACGGCUGUGACAGAAAAUUCGCCAACAGCAGCGACCGGAAGAAGCACUCUCAUGUCCACACCAGUGACAAGCCUUACUACUGCAAAGUCCGCGGCUGUGACAAAUCCUACACGCACCCGAGCUCGCUGCGGAAGCACAUGAAAGUGCACUGCAAGUCCCCGCCGCCCCCUUCCACCAACGUCACCUACAUUUCCUCCACGAACCCUCUUGGAGACCCUCUCUCGCCCAACUCCGAGCCGCACAGGAACCGCUCCGCGAACCUCUCCCCUCAGGUCACCAAUCUCAACGAGUGGUACGUGUGCCAGGGGAGCGGAGGACCCAACCACCUACACACCCCCUCCAGCGACGUGCCAACGUCAGAUUCAGACGAUGAGGACUCAUUCAGAAAUUCAGACCCCAGGACAAUGCUCUGAUGCUCCCGUUUCCGACCACGUGACUGGCAAACUUGUCACCUACUUGACCCGUCAAGAGUGCGUAGAUCCAUGUUGGCCCGUGCGCUUGGGAUACUGAUCAGUUAUUUUCACUGUUUUAUUAUUCUAACCACUGUGCUAAACGCAGAUAAUUCAGCAUCAGAGCGAAUCCAAUGCAGGCCCAAUAACGUGACAAAGCCUUUCUCUGAGGUCACUCCUGACCCCCCCCCCUUCAAAUGUAGACCAAAACUGUCAAAAUAAAACAUUUAACACUGACGUUAGAGCUGAAAUUAAAAGAAAAAACAAACUUUCCUUCUUCAUUAGAAGGAGUGAGCCAGUUUCUGAACAGAGCUGUUAAAAUCAUUUUUAAAAAAAGAGCAAUAUGAAGGGUUUAAUUAACUGCAUAACUUUAGACUCAACUGGUGUGCCGAAGUGACAUCUUUCAUGUGACCUCCCAUCAUCCCCUUGCAGUUUAAUAACUGGCCUGCUAUCAAUCACUGUCAUAUUCCAGACGUUUAAAGAAAACCAGAGGUACUGAUUGUUCACCCCAAAAAUGGCGACAAACGUUAAUGGACGUGACAUAAAAGAUGAGACUUUUUAUUGUUACUAUUUCAUGUGAUUUCUUUAAAACGUGGUACAAACUUUGAUAAACCAAUAAAGAAAAAAGAAAAAAGGAGGAGGCAAACAUCUGAGUGUCUUAAGGCUUCUCAUUUACCUUUUCAGAUUUAUACAAUACAUGUGUUUGGAUGGAAUUUUGUAAUAUUUAAGAACUAUUUAAGACUAUAUUUUAUGCAAAAUACACAAGUGUUAUGCUCGUUAAAGAGUACGAGUAAGUCCCUUGAGACCCUAAAUGUCUACACUGACAGGCUUUGGCCCUGCAGGAUUUGUACAUAUGUAAUUGUACUGAUGCUUUGUGAAUGUUGUGUAGUUUUAAUUACCAAAAAAAAAAAAAAAAAAAAAAUGUUGUUUUGUACAUUGUAAUUUAUUUGCUGGUAUCAAUGUUGUACUGGAAUUACAGGAACACCAAAGAAAAAUAAUAUCAGUUUUGGUGAUGCAUAGUACCCUGCUGAUGUUUUUUUUUUUUUUUUCAUGUUAAUAUUUUGUUCACUUUUUUAUUUUUAAUUGUGGUCUGUAAAAAAAAAAAAGAGAACAUUUACUUGAAUAAGCUGUGUAAUGUGAAAAGUCCCUCUCUCGCAUGCCUUUUGUAGUGAUCUGUCUUUCUCUUUGAGGUGCAUGGUGCCGUUGGACAUGAUGGAUUAAAAAAAGAAAAAAAAACAGAUGUUAACAGAGUUAUGACUCUCGAUGUUCAAAAUUACAUUUACAAUAGAAAUUUCAAUCUAAAAAUGAAUAUUAAAAAAAAAAAACAGGACGUGUACAGUAAAAAAACCAACAACUGUCACGAGUGUUAGAUAUUAGAGAAUCACUGUGCUUACGCAGGAAUUCACUUGGACUUUUGUGAUUGUGAGAUUGCCACGUUUUGUAAAAUAUAUUUUAGCAAGCUUUCCAUUCUUUGUCAAAUAAUUCCCUUUUUUCAUGUGAAAUUCAACAAAACGUCAUUUAUGAAAAAAGCAGAAGGAGCUCUGUUCACUUUCUAUCUUAACAUUUCUAUAAAAUAUCCCCAGUUAUCUCAGAAAGGAGCCUAACGGCCA